CGUUCGAGAUCGCUGAUGCAUAUAUUUUCAUGGGAAUCCCCCAUGGAUCUUCUGAAGAGGGGAUGAAGCAGGAUUUAGAUGUGAUAUAAAGCUGAUUCGGACCAACGAGGAUUCAGUUUCCAUCUGUUUUCGUCAUGUUGCGACCAACGUAUAUUGUGUUGAUUUUCGUCGUUUUUGCCUGCGUUUGCGGGAUAUUAUCGGUCGACGGGCUUCCAGUCGGACCGGAAGUUGGCAAAGGAGAUGCAGGUUUUCAGCCUGUUCUGGGUUCCGAAGGCGAUGUUUCAGCGGGUGAUAAGAGCGACCUAGACGCUGAAGCCUCGCACUGGAGAUACACGACCUACUACAAACCCGCAUGGCACGGUUACGGGGGUUGGGGAUGGGGUGGCAGGGCCGGAUAUGGAUGGGGUGGUGGUGGUUGGGGCGGCGGUGGUUGGGGCGGAAGAGGAAAUGGAUGGAAUUCGAACUACUGGUACUAGACUUCCGGUGGAACAAAAGGCCUUCCACAACGUUGACGCAAUAUCAUGUACAUAGCAACAGCUGUACACACAUUUUACCCUAUAAAGUUAUCACCCGACAUUUGUAGUAACUGCAAAAAAAAUAUUUCACACUUCUCUGAUAUAGGAUAUAGAUAAUAAAUAACUUCGUAUUGUCAUUUGUAA
Messenger RNA from Diprion similis, 659 nucleotides. RefSeq names its product protein suex-1-like. The transcript is spliced from 3 exons. The record is from RefSeq and is a predicted model, not a curated record. The coding region runs from base 135 to 476 and encodes 113 amino acids. NCBI's taxonomy places the organism in Eukaryota, Metazoa, Arthropoda, Insecta, Hymenoptera, Diprionidae.